AUGGCAGAAUCAACCAUGGAUUUGACCAAUCGUCCCCGAACUCGCCAGAGAGCGUAUAAGCAGCCACCAACUCUCGACGUUCCUGACAUCGACCAAGAUGCUGCGGAAAGAAAAAGGGUUCUGAAUGUGUUGGCUCAGAGAAGAUAUCGUGAAAAAAAGCGAUUGAGUCGUCUCAAAGCCAAGUCAACAAGCAACGAUGUGACUCAAAAUUCAGACCCAGAACCAUUUCGCAAUGUUAAUGGAGAGCCAUUUGGAGACGAUAUCAUUGAAAUUCCGAGAACGGUGCAAGACGAUGCGCAGUUCAGCAACCAAGCUGCCAGCAUGUUCAUGCCAACAACCACCGGCGAUGCUGCUGACAUGUUGGCUGGGCUUGAUUUCAGUCUGACAUCGUUGAGUCCCCUUUCAGAAAUGGCACUUCCAUCUGUUUUGCCAGAUGUCAACAUUCUUCCAGAAUUUUUAUGCGAAGAAAGCAAUAGCGAUGAAGCUUCAGCAGGAGCUUCCAGAGGAUUAACGACACAUUUUGACGGGCCUGAUCUAACCACAUUCCUCGAUACACCCUCAUUCAGCACUUCGCCUGCUGCCUCAACAGAGAGCUUCCCUGACAGCUACAACCUCCCUGUGCUACAGCUCGCGCUGCUCAAGGGCGUUAUACUCAUCGCAGAUCGCCUCAAUUGUAAACAAGGUCUGUGGGAUCUGGAUGGAAUUUCGGCUUUUGUCACAGGCGUUGCGACGCCAGCAGCUUUGCUCCCUGCAAACUGGCGGCCUACUCCUCUACAAAGCUCGUUGCCGCACCAUCCAGUGUUUGACCUUCUCCCAUGGCCAGGCGUCCGAAACCGCGUCAUUUCCAUUCUAUCAUUACCUGAUGAGUUGCGGCCACCGAGGGCCCGGGGCGAGCUAGCAUGUGUCAACUUUGCAUACGACCUGGAAGACACGGCUGAGGGAGUCCGGAUCCAUGGUGAAGACCCGUAUGACCCUGGAAGUUGGGAACUGGGGCAGAUUACAUUCGAGAGGUGGUGGUUCCUUUUCGAUAAUACUAUUAUCAACACAAGUAAUCGAUGGCGAAGGGCGAGAGGGGCACCACCAUUGCUUCGUAGAAGUGAUGAGAGUUCUAGUAAGAACUCGAGUUCAAGUACAUCACCAGCCAUGAGUGUUUAA
This is a messenger RNA of Fusarium venenatum, 1155 nucleotides long. RefSeq lists its product as uncharacterized. The record is from RefSeq and is a predicted model, not a curated record. NCBI's taxonomy places the organism in Eukaryota, Fungi, Ascomycota, Sordariomycetes, Hypocreales, Nectriaceae.